Closterium sp. Naga37s-1 is the source of this 2802-nucleotide messenger RNA. The record is from the annotation of a GenBank genome assembly. NCBI's taxonomy places the organism in Eukaryota, Viridiplantae, Streptophyta, Zygnematophyceae, Desmidiales, Closteriaceae.
AUGCCGCCAGUCCCAGGUAUAGAGGCUGCUGCUCUAGGUGCUAGUGAGUCUGCUGCCCUAGGUGCUGGUGAGUCAGCUCUCUCUGGUACUGCGUCUGCUGCGGCCCUGCACACCUUCACGCUUGACUCAGGUGCCUCCCGCUGUUUCUUUCGCGACAGUACCACAGUCACACCGCUCUCUGCACCUGUUGCUCUCUCUUUGGCUGACCCCUCUAGGGGCCCAGUCCUUGCACGUUCCUCCACUGUUGUGCCCUGUCCGGCGGUUCCAUCUAGGUCUCUGCCUCCCCUCCCACCCUCGCCUGCCCCUCCCUGCCUUCCCUGUGUCGUAGGGUGGCAGCGCGCCGCUCCUCACUCCUCCUCGUUCCCCCCGACAGAGGCUCCCCUGCAGACUCUCCACCUGGACGUGUGGGGCCCAGCCCGCGUCCGUGGACAGGGCCACGAGCGGUACUUUCUGCUAGUUGUCGACGACUACUCGCGUUACACCACGGUCUUCACCUUGCGCCGCAAGGGGGAGGUCCCUGAUGUUCUGAUCCCUUGGAUCCGCGCUGUUCGUCUCCAGCUCCGCGAGUGGUUCGAGACGGACCUUCCAGUCCUGCGUCUGCACUCUGACAGAGGUGGUGAGUUUUCCUCCAACCUCUUGCGGGCCUUCUGUCGUGUGGAGGGCAUUCGCCAGACGUUCACGCUUCCGGCCUCUCCGCAGCAGAAUGGGGUUGCUGAGCGCCGCAUUGGCUUAGUCAUGGAGGUCGCUCGUACCUCCAUGAUCCAUGCGGCUGCCCCCCAUUUUCUGUGGCCAUUUGCAGUCCCGUACGCUGCGCAUCAGCUCAACCUCUGGCCCCGUGUCUCCUUGCCGGAGACCUCGCCCACACUGCGUUGGACGGGGAAGGUUGGAGAUGCGUCAGUGUUCCGGGUCUGGGGAUGUCGAGCCUUUGUCCGCAAUACGUCCGCGAACAAUCUCUCCUCCCGCGCCGUUCCCUCUGUCUUCCUUGGCUUUGUCCCUGACGCGCCUGGCUGUCCUCCUCCGGUAGACCCCCUCCCCCCUCAGAGUCCUGCUCCCUUAGGUGUGUCCCAAGAAGACCCUAUCGAGCCUGUCGAGGUAGCUGUCGACUCUGGUGCUGCUAAAGGUGCUGCGUCUGGGGGUGCUGCGCCUGCGGGUGCGGGGCCUGGGAGUGCUGAGCUUGAGCGUGCUGAGCCUGGGGUUGCUGAGUCUGGGGAUGCGGAGCCUGGAGGUGCUGAGCCUGAGCGUGCGGAGCCUGGGGUUGCUGAGCCUGGGGGUGCUGAGCCUGGGGGUGCUGAGCCUGGGGGUGCUGAGCCUGAGGGUGCUGAGCCUGCGUGUGCGGAGCCUGGGGGUGCUGAGCCUGGAGGAGUGGUGCUGCUGGAGCUGGAGCUACUGGAGGUGCUGGAGCCACUAGUCCCGGAGGUGCUCGUACUGGAGGUACUGGAGCUGCUGGGGCUGGAGGUGCUGCUCGAGCCACUGGAGGUGCUGCUGGAGCUGGAGCUGCUUGAGGUACAGGAGCUGCUGGAGAUGGAGGUGCUUCUAGAGCUGGAGUUGGAGUUGCUGCUGGAGCUGGCUCUUUUGGAGGUCCUGGUGCUGUCGGUGCUGGUGCUGGAGGUGCUGUGCGGCCGCGACUCCUUCCCGCUGCCUACUCCUUCUCCUUACACUGAGCAGCCCGGAGGUCUUACUGAGCGUCGUGAGCCUGCGUCUCGUCAUGCGUUGCCUGUUCGCGCUGGUCGCACUGGUCGUCGUGUUCCGCGUCCGCGUCCUCCUCCUGUCCCCGGCACGCACCAGAUGGCACUUCGUCCUUCCUCUGUUCCAUUGCGUAUCUCUCUGCCAUCUCCCCCUGCGUCCUCCCUUGCUGACGGUCCGAACCCGGAGUCUGACUCCCUUCAUGCUGGUAGUCCUACUGUCAUGUGUCUCCUGGCCACUCUUGUCACUGACCUUUCCUUUGAGUCCACUGCUGCAUCUGCCUUCGUUGCCGAGCUUGUCGACUUUGCUGCUCGCUGUCGUCUAGACUACGCCGCUAGCCUUGUUGCCGAGUCAGAGCCUGUCUGUCCUACGUCCGUCGAGGGUGAAUGUGCUCUUGGCACGGACGUUCUUGAGGACAGGCAGGAGGACUUUGAGUGCUUUGUAGCUGCUGUACCUCAUCUCAUGUCCAUGCUGAUUGCACCUGAGGGAGACCCGGAUGCACCAAACAUCCCGACCCCGCGCUCUUAUGCAGAGGCGAUAGAGGGUCCCUACUCCUCUCAGUGGCAGUCAGCCAUGGACGCAGAGAUGGCAUCCUGGAAGUCCGCAGGCACUUACGUCGAUGAGGUUCCCCCACCUAGGACGAACAUCGUCAGUGGCAUGUGGAUUUUCAGGGUGAAGCGGCCGCCGGGUUCUCCGCUUGUCUUCAAGGCGUGUUACGUUGCACGAGGCUUCAGUCAGCAACAUGGAGUUGACUUCUUCCAAACCUUCUCCCCUACCCCGAAGAUGACCACUCUUCGGGUGCUGCUGGACGUCGCCGCUCAGCGUGACUACGAGCUUCACUCUCUUGACUUCAGCACUACUUUCCUACAGGGCAGCCUGCACGAGGAGAUCUGGCUGCGCUGCCCACCUGGUUUCAUUGGGUCGUUUCCUGCAGGUACCAAGUGGAGCCUCUGGCGGCCAGUCUACGGUCUCCGCCAGGUGCCUCGCGAGUGGCACGACACACUGAGGACGACUCUUGCGGCUCUUGGGUUUGCUCCUUGUACUGCUGACCCGUCGCUGUUUCUGCGUACCGACACUUCGCUGCCGCCGUUCUACAUCCUCGUGGCCUACACCAAGUGA